AUCUGAUACGUGACAACCUUAUUUCUAGUUCUAUGUUCAACUUAAAAUGCUCACCCUGUUCUAAACAGUUCACUGUUGACAAAUCCAUCGAACAAGAAGGUGUAUUCCAGAAGUUAGGGCAAUUAGCAUCUUCUUAUUUCAUUAAAUUAUCAUUUUAUCUUGUUAUUUAUACAUAUACAUUAUGUUUUGGUCGGGUUGUUUAAGAAUAAUUUUAUAUAUUUUUAUAUUUCUUAUAAUUGUUUUUGUUGUGGAAUCAAUAUCGUACGGUAUCGGUUGGCUUUUUGGAAAAAUAUUCCGCAUCAUAUUUGAUCCAAACAACAGUUACCGUGCGCGCCACUCGAGUCGCAAGUGGUACCUGCUAUGUGACAAUCUUAUUUCUAGCUCUAUGUUCAAGUUAAAAUUCUCACUCUGUUCUAUACAAUUCACUGUUGACAAAUCCAUCGAACAAGAAGGUGUAUCCCAAAAUUUAGAUCCGUCAGCUUUUUAA
This is a messenger RNA of Acanthoscelides obtectus, 487 nucleotides long. Lineage: Eukaryota; Metazoa; Arthropoda; Insecta; Coleoptera; Chrysomelidae. The record is from the annotation of a GenBank genome assembly.